Anguilla rostrata (American eel) is the source of this 3822-nucleotide messenger RNA. RefSeq names its product tripartite motif-containing protein 54-like. The transcript is spliced from 11 exons. The record is from RefSeq and is a predicted model, not a curated record. Lineage: Eukaryota; Metazoa; Chordata; Actinopteri; Anguilliformes; Anguillidae. Gene Ontology annotation, cellular component: cytoplasm. The coding region runs from base 582 to 2171 and encodes 529 amino acids. Gene Ontology annotation, molecular function: ubiquitin protein ligase activity; zinc ion binding. Gene Ontology annotation, biological process: protein ubiquitination.
AAACACGAGACAGCACAAUAAGCGUAGGCUACACAACCAUACCCGACCCAUUGUUAAAAACAAGAUAUUAAUUACUUUUUUUCCCACGUUUUACUACCCUUUUUUUUAUUUUAUUUUUACUUCAGACAGAGAAAAAAAUUAUGCGUGUUUUAUGCUUUUUAUGUUCCCUUCCAAGUUAUUCGGAGGCCAACAUAUGAAAAUCUUCGUUCUCGUUGAACGAAUAAUGCAAGCGUUAGCCUGUUCGAGAUAUGUAGAAUUCUUUGAAAGAAGAACGAUUCUUCUCCCUGCUUCAGUGGGGCAACAGCUGCCGGGACCUUUCCUCCUGUCAUUUUCAUAUAUGGACAAGUUAGCAUGGCAACCUUUGACGUAGAGGUUUCUAAAAACAGCACUGACACUCAGUGGACUGCCAGCCAGAGAGCAAUAUUUCAGACGAAACUCUAAGGACACCGCUGUUGAAGAAGGCCUACGGAUCCGGAUUGUUCUUUGGAAAUAACUAAUUCUUCGUCAGAUUACUGCGUUGGGGGCUGAAACGCUUCUCCCCCUAAAAAAUCAAGAACACAUAGAGGUUUUGAUAGUGUGCAAUGAGUAUCUCUUUAGAGUACUCGUAUUCCAAAAAUCGAGACACCAUGGACAGCUUGGAGAAGCAACUAAUUUGCCCCAUCUGUUUGGAGAUGUUUACCAAACCUGUGGUCAUCCUCCCGUGUCAACACAACCUUUGUCGAAAAUGUGCCAAUGAUAUUUUCCAGGCCUCAAAUCCAUAUCUGCCAACGAGAGGGGGGACAACGGUAACCUCUGGUGGUCGUUUCCGGUGCCCGUCCUGCCGGCACGAAGUCGUUCUGGACAGACAUGGAGUCUACGGGCUUCAGAGAAACUUGCUGGUGGAAAAUAUCAUUGAUAUGUACAAGCAGGGGUCCACAAGCAGCAAGCCGGCUCCGGAGCAGAAGGUGGACCAGCCUAUGUGCGAGGAGCACGAGGACGAGAAGAUCAACAUCUACUGUGUGACCUGCAGCGCCCCCACCUGCUCCCUCUGCAAGGUGUUCGGCGCCCACAAGGACUGCGAGGUCGCCCCACUCACCAGCGUGUACCAGAAGCAGAAGUCAGAGCUCAGCGAUGGGAUAGCUAUGCUGGUGGGAAACAACGACCGGAUUCAGGGCAUCAUCAGUCAGCUGGAGGAGACCUGCAGGAUAAUUGAGGAGAACGGGCGGAGGCAGAAGUCCCAGGUGUGCGAGAAGUUUGACCACCUGUAUUCCAUCCUGGAGGAUCGUAAAGUGGAGAUGAACUCGAAGAUCGUGUUCGAGCAGGACGAGAAGCUCAGCUACAUCCGUGGCCUGCAGAAAAAGUACGGCGAUCACCUGGAGACCAUGUCCAAGGUGGUGGAGACGGGGAUACAGAACAUGGAGGAGCCAGAAAUGGCCGUUUUCCUGCAGAGCACAAAACCGCUUCUACAAAAGAUUGGAGAGGUCUCGAACACGUCCAACCUGGAAAAGGUGGAGCGCGGGUACGAGAACAUGGACCACUUCACAGCCAAUUUCCACAGAGAAGCAAGGGCUUUGCGCAACAUCGACUUCAUAAAAGAAGAGGAUGAAGACGAUGAGGAUGAAGAAGACGAGGAAGAAGAGGAAGGAGGAGAGGAAGGAGCGGCAUUGGUGGGGAGCCGGUCGGAGGUGCCAUUGCCACUGGCAAUGGCCGCAACAGCCCCCCCCGGGGUUAAACCGCAGCCAAAGCAACAGCCACCCCCCCAGCAAGCCCCCCCACAGCCACCUGCCGCUGCCACGGCAACCACCCCCGCCGCCCCCCCACAGGCCCAGCCAGCCGACACCGUGGCACAGGGCCUUGCCAAGCCACCCGACACGCAGGAGUUUGGGAGAGGCCCAGCGGACCCCUCCCUGUACCCCAGCUGGUACAGGCACCCAGCGGGGCAGGCGGCUGUCCCGCCCGCGCGGGCUGGGGAAGGGGCGGCCCCGGCGGAGGCGUCGGCGCUAAAGGAGGGGGUCGGGCAGAAGGCGGCAGAUACCAGGGGCCCCGGCGCGGCCAAAAAGGAGCCUAGCUCCUCAACGCCGUCCUCUCAGGAAUUAGCUUUGUGCCUGACAGUUCUGGCUUUGUUUAUUAUACUGCAUCAGCUUUGGAGUCUGGUACAGACUGCGAUUUUAACAGUUUUGGGGGUCUUCUGAUACUGCUGCAGGUGGUCAGGGAGACAACAACCAAAAUCCAGAGGACAAAGGUGGAGAAGGGCCUCGCCAUGUAUUCUCCUUCUCUUGGCUAAACUCCCUCAAAUAGUGUCUUGCCUCUCACAUUUAGGCACAAAAAUACCUGUUGUCUCUGGCUCAUAAACGACUAGAGCCGAAACAGAACUCCUCCGAGGGUACCCUGUCCCCGUUUUCUUUAGGCACACACACGCAGCGGGGAAUAUUUUUGAGGAAAUUUACUUUAUCCCACUUCUACACUUUGAUCUAACGUGAACACUAUUGUAUUGAAGACACGUAUGCACGCACGUUGAAAACUUGGCACGCAAAAACAUACGCAGCAAAGUGCAAGCAGAACUUUGAAGACUUUUAUUUCAAAAUAUAUAUAUUAGACAUUCUCUUACGCAACGUAAAUGUUUGGUUGCUCAUGAUGUGUUUAUUGUCAAACUCAAGUUAAUAGUAAACAGCGAAACUGAAUUUCAGAGAAGCUUUCCAUUUAAGAUAGGCCUGCGUAUUCCUGAAAUCGAUAAACUUCCAAACAAUCAAUAUGGAUAGCUGUUUUCAAGGAAAACAAAUAUCGAAUGUGUAGAAGCUCUCUUCGAGUAGCAUUUUUACAGCAGUUAUACAAGUUUAAAUAACAUUUCCUUUGUUUUAUGAUACAGUCUGGUUACUAUCAACUGAAUUGCAAUUCAGAUUCUUCAUGUGAGGUUAACGCUAUAAAAAUACAUAUAAAAACAAAUAAACUGAUGAACAAAUAAUGGAAAAAGGAGGCGUGGUAUAGAAUAAUGUGUGUUUUGUGCUAAAUGUUAAAAAUAUCCUUUGGCAGAUGGAUUUCAUUCAUGUCCACUCAUUUGCCGAAAAUGUCCAUCAUUUUUCGGUUGCUAUGCGCUUGUUGAGCUAACUGUUCAGCUCGAGCCAUUUCUAGUACUUCUCGAAGCAAGUGGAACGUCAGAUCCAGUGAAAUUGGGGGAUCGUCGGUCCGCUUUCCUCUUUCCAUCGAGUCGUCGAGCUGGUCAGUGUUGCUGCUCGCGAACCGACGGAUGUUGGCAACUUUGCCUUGCAACAGACGCUGGGUGAGCUGUAGCUGCAGCGCUCUCUUGACAGUUGUGGAGGACGCGUCUGGGGGCAUGAACACUUGUGGGUUCUGGUUCGCGCUGCCGAGCCUAAGGAAGUACUCCUCUCCUAGUCGCAAAAGAAUGGGAAGAGAUAGCUUCUGUAGGUCAGAUUGUGGAUCAGAAGAAGCUGACUGAACAGCGCCGGGGUUUUCGAUAGCUCUACUUUCAUAACGAGGUAGGACGGCAACAAGCAGUACGACGGUGAAGACCAGGAACGCUAGCUUCAUGUCUGAUCGCCUGGAAUCUGGGAAAGAGACCAUUUCAUUAUAUUGAUAUGCUCUCUUUCUUGAAUGAGCUUGAUAUUAGUUUAGGCGCUUCGAUUUAUUUUAUUUUAUUGAUGAAUAGUAGGAAGGGAUGUGAAGUUAUUCAGGAAGUUAUCCAACACAUCAGUAAAGACCAUUCAAUUAAUGUUUGCAAUGCACUAAAUUUCAGUUUUAUAAUGUUUGCAUUUUAGAGUGGUUUUGUUAGUACGUGAUAAAUAAAAAAUGUGCUAAAUUACUUUCAAUAAAAUAAUUUUGUUUGAA